Dujonia railenensis is the source of this 423-nucleotide messenger RNA. The record is from the annotation of a GenBank genome assembly. NCBI's taxonomy places the organism in Eukaryota, Fungi, Ascomycota, Pichiomycetes, Serinales, Debaryomycetaceae.
AUGUUAUCCAGAUCAAUCUUCAACCAAACUCGUGCCUUUUCCGCAACUUCAGCCAAGACCCAAUUCGCCAAAUUCAGCGCAUAUGGUUUCGUUAGCAACGUGCAAGUUAGAGAAACUAAGGAAGGUGCCCCAUUUGUUACCUACAGUUUAGGCGUCAACAAACCAGUAAACAAGACCACUGGAGAAAAAGACGUCGAAUACUUUGGAGUCACUAUUUUCAACGAACACCAAGUUAAUUACUUCAGAGAGUAUAUCAACCCAGGUGCACGUGUUAUCGUUGAUGGAGAUGUUAGAAAUAGGGCUUACCUUGACCAAGAAGGUGAAAAAAAAUACAAGGUUAACUUUAUCCAAAAGAGUUUUGAAAAGAUUCCUUACCCAAAGAGGGAAGGUGCUGCUGAAACUGAAACCGUCGAAGAGCAGUAG